Messenger RNA from Oncorhynchus kisutch (coho salmon), 6951 nucleotides. It is a transcript of the gene tbc1d2b, whose product is annotated as TBC1 domain family, member 2B. Gene Ontology annotation, biological process: regulation of GTPase activity. Bases 171 to 3116 code for a protein of 981 amino acids. NCBI's taxonomy places the organism in Eukaryota, Metazoa, Chordata, Actinopteri, Salmoniformes, Salmonidae. Gene Ontology annotation, molecular function: small GTPase binding; GTPase activator activity. The transcript has 16 exons. The record is from RefSeq and is a predicted model, not a curated record.
GAAUGAUCCCACCUAAUUUUGUCUCCUUCCUGGACUGGACUGCCUUCCAUUUUUUAAGACACAUAUUUUUAUUGUUAGAGCGGCCACUUGAGUAUCUGGUCAGUAUAAUGGAUCAUAUGUGACCGUGCGUCCGCUCUGGUGCAAGCCAAGACGAAGAAAGUUGGGGAAAGAUGCACGAAGAGGAUGGCGGAGAGGAGAACUCUACACGAGACCUACGGGUUCUGGCCUCCAAUUCGGUGGACGCAGGCGAACCCGAAUCACUGAAGGACCCGGUUGCGAAACUAUGCGGUUAUUUGACUAAACUCGCUGGAAAAGGGCCGCUGCGGGGGUUUAAACUCCGCUGGUUUGUGUACGACGAGAGGAAAUGUUAUUUGUAUUACUUCAAGACUCCCCAAGACGCCUUGCCGCUGGGACACAUAACGAUAGGCGAAGCCAGCUUCAGCUAUGAUGUGGAGGGGGAUGAGGGGCAGUUUGAGAUUCGCACCGCGGGGAAGGAGUUUGUACUCAAGGCCCCUAACCGCCAGGUGAUGCAUUACUGGCUCCAGCAGCUGCAGCAGAAGCGUUGGGAGUUCAGUAACACCAGAGGGUCUGGACAGAGGGACAGCUGGAGUUCUCCUACCCCUCACACUGGCCUGGUGGCCAAAGAUACAGAUGUCUUUGUGUUUGAGAAGCCCAGUCACAGUGACAGCAUGGAGAGGGUACGCAGCGAUUUUGCUAUGGAAACAGACACGGACGGACUGGUGGGUGUCCAAUCAGUACGAGGCCCCUCCCACCACCCCCCCAAUCCCCUCAACUUCUCCAGCAAGCUGGGCCACUGGAGCUCAGAGAUCAGGAACUCCAUGUCAGGUCUGCGUGUGGGUCGAGGAGGAGGAGAGAACAGACGCUCUGUCUUCUACACUGGGAGCAGUGGUGAUGAGUGGGAGAUGUUAGACGCUCCCUCAACCAAGGACAUCAACCAGGACCACAAACCUCCCACCCAGCCUCAGACUGACUCACACAGACACUCCAUUGGUUCUCCAUUCACAUUUGACUUCGGGCGGAGCAGCAGUUCCUCGUUGCGGCCCAAGCGGCCCACUCUGCGGGACAUAAUGGGUUCAGGGAGGUUAGGACGCAGCACAGAGAGCUCUUCCCCCUCUUCUCAGACCACGCCCCCAGUGGAGUGUAACGGCAGCAGGACCAAUGAGCUGCAGCUCCGCCUCCAGAGCCAGGAACAGGAACUGACACGCCUCCACGAGGAGAACAACAACCUGACUGAGGAGUUAACCUCCCAGAAGGAGCUGGUCAGACUGCUUCAGCAGACCUUGAGGAGCACCCAGAGGGAGAUGCGACCAGCGCCAGUAUUAACUCCAGUACCUGCCUCACCUCCAGCCCCAGGGUUCCCACAGUCGAACCUAGCCCAGAUGGAAGCCCUCCUCCUGGACAGGGAUGGUCAGGUCCAGGCCCUGUGUUGCCAGAUGGAGCGUCUAGCCCUGGAGAAGGACAGUCUACAGAGGGAGCUGAAAGGACUGAAGGUCAAGGUUGGGGAGAUCAAUGAGCAGCUGAGCAUGCUGAUGGAGACCAUCCAGGCCAAAGACGAGGUCAUCAUUAAACUGUCCCAGACACCCCCUCAGGGAGCAGACGGGACCACCCCCCUGCUGCAGGACUGCAGCUCAGCUCCACCCCCCGCCAGCCAGCAGCAGGAGAUAAACAAUCUGAAGGACAGUGUUCAAGGCUAUAAAUCCCAGAACAAGUUCCUGAAUAAGGAGAUCCUGGAGCUGACUAUUCUACUAAGGAACGCUGAGGCCAGGGAGAGAUCUCUGGAGGUUAAGUAUGUGGCGUUGGAGGCUAAAGUGUGUCAGGUUGAGAGUAAGUACCUGGUGCUGCUUCAGGACCUGAAGAACCCAGUGUGUUCCUCUUCAGAACAGAGUCCUGCCAGGGAGGUCAUCUCUAGACUGUUGGAGGAUGCACUGAACAACACUGACCCUACGGGACACGCCGUCUUUAAGCCACACCCUGUCAGUGAGUACGAUGUGUUUGGCUUCAAAACAGUUCCAGAGGAGGAUGAUGAAGAGGAGAAGCUGGUAGCCAAGGUGAGGGCCCUGGACCUGUGCUCCCUCUCCCUAACAGACCCUGAGGUGUCAGUGGGGGUGAAGUGGGAGAACUAUCUCUCCUCUACUAUGAACAGAGACAUGGUGCACUGCCCCGAACUCAAAGCCCUUAUGAGGAGCGGGGUGCCACAUGUCCACCGCUCCAAGGUGUGGCGCUGGUGCGUGUCCUACCACACCAGGAAGUUCCGUGACAGCCUGGCUCCAAACUACUACGAGACCUUACUGGGUGUGGCCAGAGACAAGCCUAAUCCCGCCUCCAAACAGAUAGAGCUUGACCUGCUGAGGACCUUACCCAACAACAAACACUACUCCUCCCCCGGCGCCGACGGAAUACAGAAACUACGUAAUGUCCUGCUAGCCUUCUCCUGGAGGAACCCUGACAUAGGAUACUGCCAGGGACUCAACAGGCUGGCAGCCAUAGCUCUGCUGUACCUGGACCAGGAGGAUGCUUUCUGGUGUCUCAUCACUAUCGUGGAGGUCUUCAUGCCCCAGGACUACUACACCAAGACCCUGCUGGGAUCACAGGUGGACCAGCGUGUUUUUAAGGACCUGCUGAGUGAGAAGCUCCCCAGACUCCACGCCCACUUUGACCUCUACAAGGUUGACUCCUCCCUCAUUACCUUCAACUGGUUCCUGGUCCUCUUCGUAGACUCAGUGAACUCUGACCUCCUCUUCAAGAUCUGGGAUGCCUUCCUGUACGAGGGACCCAAGAUCAUCUUCCGCUUCGCCCUCGCUCUCUUCAAGUACAAGGAGGAAGAGUUUCUGAAGCUUCAGGACUCCAUGGCCAUCUUCAAGUACCUCCGCUAUUUCACCAUAACUAUCCUGGACUGGAGGAAGUUGAUGAGCAUAGCGUUUGUGGACAUGAAUCCGUUCCCCCUGAGACAGAUCCUUAACCGCAGGACCUUCCAUCUGGAGAAGGUUAGACUAGAGCUGACAGAGCUAGAGGCCAUCAGACAAACCUUCCUCAGAGAGAGAGACACACACACCGACGCAGGCGCGCUGUGUAGCGACGAUGAGGAGGACAACUAGCCAAUCACGGCCCAGGCCAAAUAGCACAUUAGUAGAGAGACUGACCACGGCCCCCGACGCACGCACGCAAGCUUUGUAGCAACAACUAGCACACAGCCUGUCAGGGUGCAGUGCCUGCAGACUCCAGCCAAUCAGGAUCCAGGUCUGUGUGAUUCCAUCGUAUCACCUGCAGACUCCAGCCAAUCAGGGCCCUAGCCUGGCUAUCCCGCCCACCUUCAGACCAAACAGACGCUGUCAUGAGUAAUGACCCACCAUGAUGAACAGUGAUAUAUCCACAUACUCCCCACUCUCUACUACGCUGGACCUGUCACCUCCAUGUUCUUUACAUACUGAACCCUGUUGCUUGGACCUGUCACCUCCAUGUUCUCCACAUGUUGAACCCUGUGGCUUGGACCUGUCACCUCCAUGUUCUCCACAUGUUGAACCUGUGGCUUGGACCUGUCACCUCCAUGUUCUCCACAUGCUGAACCCUGUGGCUUGGACCUGUCACCUCCAUGUUCUCCACAUGCUGAACCCUGUGGCUUGGACCUGUCACCUCCAUGUUCUCCACAUGCUGAACCCUGUGGCUUGGACCUGUCACCUCCAUGUUAUCCACAUGCUGAACCCUGUGGCUUGGACCUGUCACCUCCAUGUUCUCCACAUGCUGAACCCUGUGGCUUGGACCUGUCACCUCCAUGUUCUCCACAUGCUGAACCCUGUGGCUUGGACCUGUCACCUCCAUGUUCUCCACAUGUUGAACCCUGUGGCUUGGACCUGUCACCUCCAUGUUCUCCACAUGUUGAACCUGUGGCUUGGACCUGUCACCUCCAUGUUCUCCACAUGCUGAACCCUUUGGCUUGGACCUGUCACCUCCAUGUUAUCCACAUGCUGAACCCUGUGGCUUGGACCUGUCACCUCCAUGUUCUCCACAUGCUGAACCCUGUGGCUUGGACCUGUCACCUCCAUGUUCUCCACAUGCUGAACCCUGUGGCUUGGACCUGUCACCUCCAUGUUCUCCACAUGCUGAACCCUGUGGCUUGGACCUGUCACCUCCAUGUUCUCCACAUGCUGAACCCUGUGGCUUGGACCUGUCACCUCCAUGUUAUCCACAUGCUGAACCCUGUGGCUUGGACCUGUCACCUCCAUGUUCUCCACAUGCUGAACCCUGUGGCUUGGACCUGUCACCUCCAUGUUCUCCACAUGCUGAACCCUGUGGCUUAGACCUGUCACCUCCAUGUUCUCCACAUGCUGAACCCUGUGGCUUGGACCUGUCACCUCCAUGUUCUCCACAUGCUGAACCCUGUGGCUUGGACCUGUCACCUCCAUGUUCUCCACAUGCUGAACCCUGUGGCUUGGACCUGUCACCUCCAUGUUCUCCACAUGCUGAACCCUGUGGCUUGGACCUGUCACCUCCAUGUUAUCCACAUGCUGAACCCUGUGGCUUGGACCUGUCACCUCCAUGUUCUCCACAUGCUGAACCCUGUGGCUUGGACCUGUCACCUCCAUGUUCUCCACAUGCUGAACCCUGUGGCUUGGACCUGUCACCUCCAUGUUAUCCACAUGCUGAACCCUGUGGCUUGGACCUGUCACCUCCAUGUUCUCCACAUGCUGAACCCUGUGGCUUGGACCUGUCACCUCCAUGUUCUCCACAUGCUGAACCCUGUGGCUUGUUGUGGCUGAGGAACAUUGAGCUGAGAGAUUGCCAUGACAACCACAGUGUUAUUCUGUCCCACGGCCAUACUGCUGUGAUUGCAGAGCUGGAUCAUGCCAAUCUGAAUCAGUAUUUUUCUAAUAAAUCAUUGUGCUCUUUUGGAGAGGAGGGACUGAUUUGUAUUCGUAGAUAACCUGACUGCUAUAGCCCUCUCAAAGUAUAGGUAGGUGUGUUUCUUGUUUCCAGAUUGGUUUUGUAGGAGACUAUGCUGCUGCAGUAUACUAUACAGUAACCAGCAGGCCUUGUUGGUAGCCCCUGUCUGUCUACGAAGCACUUGAACCACUUUUACCAAAACGGCUAUUGAUUGGCGCUUUACAUAGAAACCUUGGACCAAUAAUAGUCCAUCAUUCCAGACUCCAGUACAUUUCCAGAAAUGCUGUCCCUCCCCUUCCCGUUGAACGAAGGAUGAGGAACAGAGGCAGAACCCGGAUUCACCUCAACCCUGUCACAGGGCAGGAGUUAUUGUACUCUGCACAGCUUCAAGUCCCUCUGCGGUAACAUACUGUCAUCACCAUCACGUGGUGUUAAUAAGGGGACAUUUUAUGAGGGAAUCUACUACUCUGAGUAUCACCUGUCUUUCUCUUCCUGUUUACAUUUUCCCUUGACUUUUUCUUCACUUAUUUUUGUGCUUUCCAGACCCAUCAAAUGUUGUUUCUUUGAUAUUUGUUCUGAAAUGUUUCGGCACAUCUACACUGACUAGACCGAACAUUAGGAACCAGUUUCUAAUAUUGAGUUGCACCCCCACCCCCCUCUUUGCCCUCAGAACAGCCUCGCGUGGUUGGGGCAUGGACUCUACAAGGUGCCGAAAGCCUUCCACAGGGAUGCUGGUCCAUGUUGACUCCAAUGCUUCCCACAGUUGUGUCAAGUUGGCUGGAUGUCCUUUGGGUGGUGGACCAUUCCGGAUACACACAGGAAACUGUUGAGCGUGAAAAACCCAGCAGUGUUGCAGUUCUUGAAACAAACCGGUGCGCUUGGCACCUACUACCAUACCCUGUUCAAAGGCACUUAAAUAUUUUGACCCUCUGAAUGGCACAUAUACACAAUCCAUGUCUCAAUUGUCUCAAUGCUUAAAAAUCCUUCUUUAACAUGUCUCCUCCCCUUCAUCUACACUGAUUGAAGUGGAUUUAACAGGUGACAUCAAUUAGUGAUCAUAGCUUUCACCUGGAUUGUCUGUCAUGGAAAGAUCAGGUGUUCUUAAUGUUUUGUCCACUCAGUGAAUGUUUCCACUUAAUUUAGUAUUAGAUUAUUGAGUGGCCAACUAUAUCGAAUGUGACUUUUUUUUUAUACAAAUGAAGAAUUGUGGUGUCGCACAAUGCCAUAUAAACAAUGAAAUGUUGUCUUAUAGUUGUACUGUGAGAGGUGUGUUUUCUCUGAGAGCUGGUCUCUCUACGAACCUUCUGAUGUCGAGUUGAGUGCUGUACCCAUCCAUCAUGUUACCAUGGUUUCACUUACCUAUAUAGGUUUAUUGUUUGACAGGAUUGCACCCAGCAUUAAAAACACAAGUUAUACUCACUUUAACUUCACACACUUCCUGUUGACCAAUCACUUUACCUUCACACCAUACCCUUCCUGUUGACCAAUCACUUUACCUUCACACCAUACCCUUCCUGUUGACCAAUCACUUUUUGUAUUUGUUCCAAUGUUAAUUUCUUUGAUCAAGUAUUGUAUCACCUUGUAUCUCAGCUGGUUUCUUUCUGUAUUCCAUAAGCUAUCCCAUUCCCUUGUUAUUGCUGUUGUAAGGAUGGAGGUGUGUCUGACCCUGUGCAUGACCACUCCUCAAUCCUAACACUCUUUUUAAAGCAACACCUUUACACAAUCAUCUAGUGCCAUUUGCAACCUUCCACAAAACCGUCAGGACACUUUCUCUUGUAUCUAUGAAUAUUGAAUAUCAUUUCCACAGAAUUCUUAUUCAACUGAUCGUGACCGAAAUGGCCCACUAUAAACACAAAUAAAUAUUUUAUAUGAGUUGUAUGAUCAUCAUCACCUAAUAAACAUUGUUAUAGCUUACUGUGCACAUUUGUGUUAAUGCUGUUAUGUACUUUCUACAGAGAAAGGAUCCUUGACUUUUCCACAUUUUGUCUCUUGGACUAAACACAAUGUCAAAGUUGUGUUUUUUUACAAAUGAAUAAAAAUGAAAAGCUGUAA